Messenger RNA from Enterobius vermicularis (human pinworm), 360 nucleotides. The record is from the annotation of a GenBank genome assembly. Lineage: Eukaryota; Metazoa; Nematoda; Chromadorea; Rhabditida; Oxyuridae.
AUGAUGUCAAAAACGCGUUAUAAUCUCACUUGGGUGAGAGAUUACGCUUUAGACAAGAAGCCAACUUACAUUGUGGCUCAAGUAUGUAAAAGCUAUGAAAUGCUGGUAUUUGACGUGGAUGACGCGGUGAAUGAUGAAAGCCGGCGGGCGGCUCCGUUGAUUAUGGAACUGCGUACGAAGGAGUUACUGAACCCAUUAAAUAGAAUAAAAGUGAAGUUAUACCAAAUCGGGAAACUUCAUGACACUUCGAAGGAAGUGCCAUAUUUUGGUUCAGCUAGUACUAGCUCCUGCACCCAUCAAGGAACCUUAAGACCGUCUACACAGGCAAAGGAUUUUGAAGUCAUAAAGCGAGGACGCUGA